Molecule: messenger RNA, 686 nt
Organism: Cynoglossus semilaevis (tongue sole)
Lineage: Eukaryota; Metazoa; Chordata; Actinopteri; Pleuronectiformes; Cynoglossidae
Gene: mrps21
Product: mitochondrial ribosomal protein S21
Exons: 2
Coding region: 65-328 (87 amino acids)
Biological process (GO): translation
Cellular component (GO): ribosome
Molecular function (GO): structural constituent of ribosome
Source: RefSeq, a predicted model, not a curated record
UGUGGAACCUUUUAUCUCUUGUCGUUUCUACACGGUCCCUUUUACAACCAGGACCGACCUCAUCAUGGCGAGACACCUUCGCUUCAUUUCUCGGACAGUGAUGGUCCACGGCGAAAACGUUGACGGGGCCUACAGUAGCCUCAACAGGAUUCUUAACCAGGAAGGAAUUAUCGAUACGGUGAGACGUCGGCGCUACUACGAGAAGCCCUGCCAAGAGCGACGCCGGCUUUGCUAUGAGAGAUGUAAGCGGAUAUACAACAUGGAAAUGGGCAGAAAAAUCGCCUUCAUCUCCAAAACUAACAGGAAGGAUCCCUGGCUAGGCUGCUAGAGAACAGAACGUCGUCACUGUCGGUGACAGAGCUGGCAAAGUGAAGAAAACACAUCAAAACGAUAGACUGACAGUUUUGCUACAAAACAAAGUCACUAACGGCCUGCUGUUCUACAAUAUCAUCUGUGUUAAUGUACUAAAAGGUUACAAACAUGAAGUUAAACAUUGGCAACUUUUUAUGGUCAAUUACGUGCUAUAGGGCUUUGAUGUCCUAUCACUUAUCGACCCCAGGUUCCAGAUGACUCAGUGUUCCCGUGCUGUGUAAUUGUGUAUUGCUUAAAAAUUGUUCUGGAACUGAAUGUUCUUGUGUAAACAGGAAGCCCUGAUAAUAAAAAAAAUACAAACAAGUAAAGGGACA